Zea mays is the source of this 419-nucleotide messenger RNA. Its product is annotated as 40S ribosomal protein S29. NCBI's taxonomy places the organism in Eukaryota, Viridiplantae, Streptophyta, Magnoliopsida, Poales, Poaceae. The transcript has 3 exons. Gene Ontology annotation, cellular component: ribosome; cytosolic small ribosomal subunit. Gene Ontology annotation, biological process: cytoplasmic translation. The record is from RefSeq and is marked validated. The coding region runs from base 64 to 234 and encodes 56 amino acids. Gene Ontology annotation, molecular function: zinc ion binding; structural constituent of ribosome.
AAACGGCACCGCCACUCUCCAUCUAUUCCUCACGAGCGAUUGCGGCGGCGGAAGUAAGAGGCGAUGGGGCACUCCAACGUGUGGAACUCGCACCCCAAGAACUACGGGCCCGGAUCCCGCGUCUGCCGGGUCUGUGCGAACCCUCAUGGACUGAUCAGGAAGUACGGGCUGAUGUGCUGCAGGCAGUGCUUCCGCAGCAACGCCAAGGACAUUGGCUUCAUCAAGUACCGCUGAAGUCAGCUGGGCGGGCUAUCUGAAUGCCAUCUCUUGGACAGUGUAGUAGAGGCGAUGCCACAAUUUUAAUUACUGUCAUUUAGAUGUUCCCUUCAGAACUCUGCUAUUUAAGUCCGCCAUGUUUGUGAUGGAGAACUGAAGCUUUGUUUGUUAUACUGAUUAUGAGUUACCUGUGCUUUGCCUAA